GGUACAAGUAAAACCAGAGUCCAUAUAAAUAGAACCAGUAUUUGCGCUGAAUCUUUUACAUUAUAGUUUUACUAUUUAAAAAAAUGACCGAUUUUCUAAAAUAUUCUCCGUUAUUAAUUUCUACGACGAUAAAACAUUAUCUUAAUGGACCACCUAGACCUUCAUGGAAUUUAAAAUGUCACAUAUUUUGGGCAAAGUAUAUAUCAUUACUCAAAAGUUCCGAAACAAUUGAACAAAAGCAAAGAGCUAGUUUUAGUUUUCGUCCUGCUCCUGUACAAGAUGGCGUGAUGAUAAAUGAAUUUAAGAUAGAUAAUAAAUAUAGAAACGAAGCUCAAGUUCAUCUUAAUAUAAUAUUGAAACCAUUUGAACAUGUCUUAGAUCCUGAAUGGAAAAAUUUGAAAGAUGAUGGAAUUAUUUCUGAAUGGGUUCAAUUCCCUAAUGACGAAUGGGAAAAAAAAGAAAUUAAGAAAACUAUUUUGUAUUUACACGGUGGUGCUUAUUACUCUUUCUGUAAAGAAAAUCAUCGUUGUAUUACAAGCUCUCUUGCUAAAAUUGCAAAUGCAAGAGUUUUAGUAAUUAAUUAUCGGCUUGCACCUCAAAAUCAAUUUCCUGCCGCAUUACAAGAUGCAUUGGCUGCUUAUUUAUAUCUCUUAAAUCCUCCCAAAGAUGCGGGAUUUGAACCUUUAAAUCCAAAAAAUAUUGUAAUUUGUGGUGAUAGUGCUGGAGGUGGCUUAAGUUUAGCUCUCGGUCUUGCUAUACGUGAUGUUUGCGAUGCUGGUUUGCCAUCGUGUGCUGGCAUUAUCGGUUUGAGCCCAUGGGUUGAUCUUACAAUUAGCACAGCUUCAAUAUUAGAUGACGAAUGUGCUGAUUAUAUUCGAAAUAUGAAAAGAGGUACUGCUAAUUACGCAGAAUCUCAAGCUAGUAAAGAAUAUAAAGAAAAGGAUGUUGCUCUCGCAGCAAAGAUUAAGAACGGUCCCAAAAUUUGGCAUGAUUCUUUUGAAAGACCUGAUGGCAGAUUACAUUUAUAUGUAAUUAAUGAAGGUCUAGCAAUUCCAUAUGUCAGUCCUAUGCUAGCUGAAAGCUUAGGCGAUUUACCUCCUUUAUUAUUGACUGCAGGAGGAGAUGAUAGAUUUCGAGAUGAAGCAAUUUAUCUUGCUCAUAGAUCUUCUGAACCAACUAAAUAUAAAGGUCCAUCAUAUAAUGCUGGUAAAUUUGAAAAAUCUCCAUUCAAAACUCCGACAAAUACUACACUCGAAAUAUAUGAAGAAAUGCCUCACGUAUUCCAAUUUAUGGAACAUGCUUUCACUACAAAGUCGUAUGAACGUAUAGCUGAAUUUAUAAAUAGAGUGAUAAAUACUCUUAACGAACCACUUCCUCCUUCCACUUAUAAUUACAUAAAUGUUAAGGGAGAAUUAAGUCCUUUAAAAGAACUUCAUAAAAAUGUUCUUAAUUGGGAAAAAAUCGGUAUAGUACCAACUAUACCACAUGAAAUGAAUUAAAAUUUAAUUCUAAUUCACGUAGAUAUGGUAAGUAAAGAAUGAAUAAAUUUAAAUUUAGGAAUUAAUUUACUUAAAACAAAACUACUUUUUAGUACAUCGUAUACUGUAUAUUAUUUCACUUAUUUUCUUUAUUGAUUCAUUUAUUUGUUUGUUUGUUGAUUGGUUUAUUUAUUUAUUUUCACUUAUAUAAGCUAAAAUAAAAAAUAGUUGUAAUCAUCUAUAAAUAAAUGCAUUAAAAAUAUUUAACAUAUCAUAUAUCUUAGAGAGGAAACGAUCAUGUAAUUAAGACAUAAGUUGUAUCAAACUUAAGAAUAUCCGAAUAU
Rhizophagus irregularis DAOM 181602=DAOM 197198 is the source of this 1822-nucleotide messenger RNA. NCBI's taxonomy places the organism in Eukaryota, Fungi, Glomeromycota, Glomeromycetes, Glomerales, Glomeraceae. The record is from RefSeq and is a predicted model, not a curated record.